AUCCAUCGGAUGCCUUGUUCAUUGCUCGAGGUUCGGACCCGGUGACAAUAUGCAGGGUUUUACUGCCUGAGUGAUCCCAUAGUUGGCGAUCCGCCAACUUCUGCAAAGGACUCCAGGGAGCACGAAAUAGCAGGGCGCGGUACCACUUUAAACCCAAUAAAAGAAAACUGGAGCUCUUGUCCUUCCCAUUAGCCGACUCGAACGACUGACCUCGUCAUAACUAAUACUAGUGACGCGCUCUACCAGCUGAGCUAAAGGGAUUGAACACAGAACCACCUCGCUUUAAAAAUCAUUAAUUCUUGCGCUCACAACUUCAAACUUUGGAAGGUCACGGUUUAGCUGGAUUGAAUCCAGGAUUCUCUCAAUAUUCGAGUAGCCGCAGAUUUAGAGAAGAACCGUGCUGCUACGUAUUUACAUGCCAAACUGGAGCGCAGGGCUUGGCAAAUCUUAUCUUAUCAGAUAAAUCGAUCACAAGCCCGACUUCAUUGCGGCUUCAUCGUUCACCAACUUGAAGUUCAUGUACAAACGCAGCGGCGAUGAUCCUUCGGAAUGCCGCCAUCCUCUUCUCAAACUUUAGGCAGGACGCAGUCCUGGGUGUCUUCUUCUAGGCUUUCGCUCUCCAACCAAUUUGGGUAGCUUCCUCGAUUGAAGAUCAGAUUGAUAGCUUACAGAACGCCGGGGAGAAUGCUAUAAAAAUACACGGGUUAGUGAGCAUGAGGCGUUGUCGCUCGCAACCCUUUCUUCCACACAAUCGCCUGUACUUUUACGAUAGUUGAAGCGAGCAUCAUGGCUGCCAGCGCUUUGACAUUCCAAUCUACGGUCAAACUGCUAUCUGGGUAUGAGAUUCCUCGACUCGGCUUUGGAGUAGCCUAUGGAUUCGGGAAGGAAGAAGAUCCUCUCGAAUUGACCAAGCCCGGCGUUCUCGAAGCUCUGAAAGUCGGAUAUCGUCACAUCGAUUCCGCUCAGUUAUACCGAAACGAGCGUGAAGUCGGCGAAGCUGUCCGUGAGAGCGGACUGAAGCGCGAGGAUGUGUUUGUUACUUCAAAGGUUCCCGAUGAGGGCGAACCGCUUGCUAGUGUUGAUGCUUCCUUGAAGGCACUGGGAUUUGGUAAGCUUAAUGUCUUAUCUUACUACUUUAUGGACACGUUGAAGACGAGAUACCCAGAUUAUAUCGAUCUCUACCUCAUUCAUAGCCCUCCUGCUGGCAAGGAGAACCGACUGACCAAGUAUAAAGCUUUGCUUGAGGCCAAGAGGCAAGGAAAGGUUCGCACCGUCGGUGUAUCGAACUACAAUAUUCAUCACAUUGAGGAAAUCAGGGAAGCUGGCCUUGAAUUGCCUUCGGUGAAUCAAGUCGAGCUUCACCCCUUUUGCCAACAACGCCCCAUCAUCGAGUACUGCAACAAACAUAAUAUCGCAGUCGAGGCCUACUGCCCAGUCAUCCGGGGAAAGCUAGACGAUCCAGUGAUAGUAGACAUUGCGAAGAAGCAUGGCAAGGAGCCGGCACAAGUCUUGCUUCGAUGGUCCCUUCAGCACGACCUCAUUCCCCUCGUUCGUUCUUCGAACCCAGCCCGUAUCCUCUCAAAUACCCAGAUCUACGAUUUCGCGUUGGAUGAAGAUGACGUGAAGCGCCUGGACGCCUUGGAUCGUGGGGCCGAGGGAGCGAUCAGCUGGAACCCAAUCGAUGUUGUUUGAAUGGGUAAAGUGGCACACGGGUAGAGGUUAAGCAUUCGCGAUUGCGAAGCCGGAUAUGUUGGCAGCCCGUCUUUGUACGAUGUAUUCCGUAAUACUUUUCAACAGGUAUGAUUUGUUGAAUGAACGUUUUCCAUCCAAAAACGUGAGCACAAGAUAUCGCUUGAGCACUUGCAAAGUUCCCUUUUUGUGCAGUAAAGGAUGCCUCAAGUU
Molecule: messenger RNA, 1902 nt
Organism: Somion occarium
Lineage: Eukaryota; Fungi; Basidiomycota; Agaricomycetes; Polyporales; Cerrenaceae
Source: the annotation of a GenBank genome assembly